AUGGUAACAAAAGCAAUAACUUCGGUAAAGAGAGAUGUGGUAAUAUCAUUCCUUAUUGAGAAAGUUCUACUGACUAUAAGAGAAAAAUGGCCAAGAGAUGAGUUUGAGUCAACAAUAUUUAUCCAGCAGGAUAACGCAAGAACGCAUAUAAAUCAUGAUGAUCCUUUAUUCUGUGAAGCUGCCACCAAGGAUGGGUUUGAUAUUCGUUUAAUGUGGCAGUCUACAAAAUCUCCAGAUUUGAAUAUCUUAGACCUUGAUUUUUUCUCGGCUAUACAAUUAUUGCAAUACAAGGAAGCACCGAAAACUAUUGAUCAACUUAUUGAUGCAGUGGUGAAGUCAUUAGAAAAUUUUCCUUCAAUUAAGUCCAAUUGUAUAUUUGUAUCAUUACAACUAUGCAUGAUAGAGAUCGUGAAAGAGAAAUGUUCCAAUAAAUAUAAAAUUCCUCAUGUAAAUAAGGAAAGGCUUGAAAGAGUAGGACAACUACCAGUUCAAAUUAAGUGUGAUCUAAUAUUAGUACAAGAAGUCAAGAAUUACUUAAACCUUGAGUAA
Molecule: messenger RNA, 549 nt
Organism: Lathyrus sativus (Indian pea)
Lineage: Eukaryota; Viridiplantae; Streptophyta; Magnoliopsida; Fabales; Fabaceae
Source: the annotation of a GenBank genome assembly